GCUGACAAUUAGAUGUAACUCCAUUUCCAGGGGAUCUGACACUGACCUCUGGGGGCACCUACACUCAUGUGCAUACCCCUUCCCCCAACACAUAUAAUUUUAACGACCGUCUUUUUAAACAGUAGGUAAUUUGGGGCCAGAAAGAUGGCUCAGUCAGCAGUUAAGAGCACACUGCUCUUGCAGAUCUGUCCUGUAGCUGGCUACUCCUAGGAUCCUGAAGUCAGUUUACCUUUCCUCAAAGUAGGUGCAGCCCAAGGGGUGCUGAUGCCACAGUGUCUUGCAGAGGAUCAGGGUCAAAGACUGGGUGGCGCUGUGGGCGCUGGGAUCAAGGAGAGACUUGCUUCUGGAAGCUCCUAUGGUCUUGUCUCUUCUGGAAGCCAAGGGUACUCUGGUCCCAUUUCCACAGCAGGAGGCGUUGGGGUCCCGCCCCCUGUGUUCUCCUCCACCCACAGGCUUUCCCAGGUGCCCCAUCCCCCACGUGCUCUCGCCCCCACGAUCCUCCUGCCUUCCAGGCUACCAGAACCCAGGGAGCCUGCACCCUGGAGAACUGGUAGUGUUCCUACCGCCUGCUGUGCGUGGUUCCCGCAGGAUCUCCUUUGAGUGUAGUGCUCAGCUGGGCAUCCUACCCCAGGACUGAGCUCGAAUGCCUCAUCCCUAUGGGGUUCCAGCUACUGCUGAACGGUGGAUCCGGAGCAAAAGCAUCCCCUAUGGCCCUGCCCACUUCGUUCUCCUCUGGUGGUCCUUGCCUUCCCUUCCAGGCUCCUGGAGCCCAGGACGUGAAGCCUGCUAGGGACACAGCUGGGAGCGCACCGCGGACGCCCCCAGGCGGGAGGGGCCGCCAACAGCCGAGAGCCCCCAGCUGGGAGCGCAGCUGCCAGAGCGAUGCCUGCCGCCCUGAAGAGCAGCUCUCCGCAGCGCCCGCCCAGAAGGGAGCUCAGCGCUGCCGCCCGGCUUGGAGUGGAGAGUGCGCGGCUGCCCAGCCGGUAGCCCAGCGCUGCCCACCCCCAGCCGGAAGCAUAGCAUCCCCCCCCCCAUCCCGACCCAGGCGGGAGCGCAGAGCGACUGCCUCCAUCCGGGACUUCGGUCCGGCCGUCCCCAUCCGGGACCUCGGCCGCGGCGCCCUCAGCUAG
Nannospalax galili (Upper Galilee mountains blind mole rat) is the source of this 1130-nucleotide messenger RNA. RefSeq names its product putative hydro-lyase KRH_21160. The transcript is spliced from 2 exons. The coding region runs from base 657 to 1130 and encodes 157 amino acids. The record is from RefSeq and is a predicted model, not a curated record. Lineage: Eukaryota; Metazoa; Chordata; Mammalia; Rodentia; Spalacidae.